Messenger RNA from Physella acuta, 829 nucleotides. RefSeq lists its product as uncharacterized. Lineage: Eukaryota; Metazoa; Mollusca; Gastropoda; Physidae. The record is from RefSeq and is a predicted model, not a curated record.
UUAUUACAAAAAAGCUUGUUCAAGGAGUAUUGUUGUGAGGCGAGUGACCGUUCACCACCGUUCAACUAGAUUUCUUCCCAUUCAAAUACACGGGCAAGAUCUGCAAAAAGUGUUGAGCAUUCUUUCAGGAAUGGGCAUCUGUAUUGCAUUCAAAGUACUCGCUGCGCUAGUUUUUGUUGCUGGUGUGGAACCAGAUUGUCGAUAUGUAGACUGGAGCGUUUCCUUUAAGAGGCUUGGACUGUCAGAGUGUGAUCGAUUAGGAGACAUGAUUGACAGUUUAUGUAGAAGUCCAGUAGGCCGAUACGCUGAUCUUAUUGACCGACUGGAACGUGUUAGAUGCUGCAGUAUACCAUUUCCAUGGCAAGAGGGCUAUGACUAUGUUCACGAAAAUUGGUGGUAUUCUAUGGAAACAGAUUCUACCUGGUCAUUGUGUAGACCUGGGUAUUUCCUCACUGGUCUGUAUAGGUCAGUAUUUAAGUUAUACCUCAGCGACCUCGAGGAAGGACGCUGCACAAGACCACGUAACCAUCCUUCUAAGUAUGGACACUGCGAGGAUGUUGACAUCUCGGAUUGUUUUGAGCAGGCUAAGUGUUGCUCUUGCCCAGAGGGAAGCUUCAUUGUUGGUCUGUAUCGUGGUAAUUGUAACGACCUAGGAUGCUUGGACAAGCUACGCUGCUGCACGCUGGCUGAGUCACCGCAUUAAACAAAAAGAUCAAUGAUCGAAAGCAGAGGCACUAUGUUUUUGGAUUCAAUAAAUGAAAAUGUAUACAUACAUACAUGACAAUUCGACUGACCAUUAAUAAAUUGUUAAUACUUCAUUGCUUUAAAA